Messenger RNA from Yamadazyma tenuis ATCC 10573, 2242 nucleotides. Lineage: Eukaryota; Fungi; Ascomycota; Pichiomycetes; Serinales; Debaryomycetaceae. The record is from RefSeq and is a predicted model, not a curated record.
GCGCGGCCUUCAACUUAUUGUUAAUCCACUAUACUUAAAUGAAUAGCUCCGGAAGGUGGGAUAGAAGCCCUCCAUUCCCUGAACCUACAACUGAUAUCUCUGAUGUCAACCAUGUGUACAAUUCUGCUAAUGGGUCGGGAAUCCACUCAGUAGAUGUGUCGUACAAUCCAAAUCAAACUCCUCAACAUGAGUUGCAAACACAAGAUGCCAUACCCGAAUCUGAGUUGAUUGAUUCCAUCACCAGCGCUAAUGUUUCUGAACGACAGAACCCAUUUUUGGACGACCAAGAUAACUACCAUAGUGUCGAAGUCAACGACGAAGAGUCUACAAAUAAAUCGGAUAUUCUUGAAGAGCCUACCAUGGAACAAAUCCAACAAGUGUAUUACGCUAGAGGCUUAAAAGAGAUCGAAUCAUUAGACUUGCAUGACUUAUCCCCAUUGGCAAAUUGGAAGUUGUCUUCUCUCAAACAGGGCUUUGGCUUGGCACAACUCCGAGAUGAUACUCCUAAUAUGUAUUGGCAAAGUGAUGGGAGUAAUGGAACAAAUAAUUCGAACUCCAGCAAUAACGGUGCAAUCACCAAUAAUCAACUUAGUAAUCCCCACUCGAUCACCAUUCAGUUCUCCAAAAGGGUAUCUUUGGAACGAAUCUCGUUGUUCACAAAUUAUAAUUUAGAUGAAUCUUAUACUCCAUCUAAAAUUAAGGUUUUAGCAGGUAGCUCAGAUGGCUGGGAUUUGAGUGAAGUUUGUACAGUGAAUUUCAGUAAACCAGUGGGAUGGUCUCAUAUUAUAUUCAGUGGCAUUCGUAAUGAUCGGGUGUUGAAGUGUUUUAUGGUGAAGUUGGUGAUCUUGGCUAACCACCAGGAUGGGAAAGAUACCCACAUCAGAGCCUUAAAGUGCUAUGGUAAGAAAUCGUCUCUUAACAAUAAGUAUAUGAGUGAUAAUGGGAAUCAUAAUUUGACUGACGAAGAGGUCUUGAAAGAUUUGAGCUUAAAUAGUGCUGGAAUGAGCAAUUCGGGCCUUCUGUUGAAUAACCAAUUGUCUUUGAGUUACGAAAAUAGACUCAGAUACUUUAUGCAUAGUAACAGUAACAUUGAUGUUAAUAAUACCAACGAUGAUACUGAUCAAGAAGAUGACGUCGAUGAUCCAAACUUACCUAUUGACCAAGAAACUUCCAGGAUCUUGGGAAACGCAUCUGAUGUGAUAGGAUUUAAUACUGGUUUUCUGAGUGUAUCUUUGAAGAGUGUUUCGUCCAUCAGAUAAUUCAUAUUUGCACUUGUUCUUAGCUCUGUAUAGAUUAUGAAAAUAUGUAAAUAAAUUUAACCAGGUUACGCCUGAAUCUUUAAAGAAAAGUCAAUAAUUCCACAACCCUGAUGGAUAGAAGAAGUUGAGUAAAUGUCAAUGUCAUUGCACAAGUAGGAACCCAAGUUUUGUAAGGUCAAGCCACCAGAGCACUCCAACAAGAAAGACUUAUUUUGACCUUGGUAUUUCCUUUUCAAGCUCUGCGCUGCAACUUGUAGAGCGGGACCAGUGAAAUUGUCCAACAUUAUAACAUCAGCACCAGCAUCAAUGGCUUCACAGGCAUCCUCUUCAGUGCUAACUUCAACCUCGAUUUUGACUGCAAACCCACAAACAGAUCUUGCACUUUGAACAGCCUUUGUGAUACUUCCAGUUGAAGUAACAUGAUUGUCUUUCAACAUCACCAUAGAACUCAAAUCAUACCGGUGAGUAUCCACACCUCCAACUAACAUUGAGUACUUUUCAAGAACCCUUAAGCCUGGUGUGGUCUUUCUAGUUCCAGCAAUAAGCCCUUUGUAUCCGACUUCAUCUGCUAAUUGCUUGGUUAUAUAGGAUUGAGUAGCAAUUCCUGAAGAUCUAGCUAAUAAGUUCAAGGCUGUUCUUUCAGCUAAUAAAAUGUGAUUGGCAGGUCCGGUGACGAUGGCCACCACAAUUUUGCCCUUAUUCUCGGCUAACUCCUCUGAAGUAAUGUACUGGGCUUCCUCGUAAUGCCAUUGUACCGAGAGGUUACACUGCUUAAAAACCUCGGCGGCGAAAGGUAUACCUGAAAUCAACCCACUUUGUUUCAUAUACAAGUAUGCUGUCUCUUGUUUAGUUCCCACCACAAACCCACCAAAGUCGAACGAAGGAACAUCUUCCAGUAAAAAGUCUGUGAUCUGUUGCUUCCAUUUUCCGUUAGCAGGAAGCAAAUUGGCGUAUGGAGAAGACAUGGUUCGGUAGUAUUGUCC